This is a messenger RNA of Vicia villosa (hairy vetch), 654 nucleotides long. RefSeq names its product glutathione S-transferase T2-like. Bases 1 to 654 code for a protein of 217 amino acids. The transcript has 2 exons. Lineage: Eukaryota; Viridiplantae; Streptophyta; Magnoliopsida; Fabales; Fabaceae. The record is from RefSeq and is a predicted model, not a curated record.
AUGCAAUCAUGGCUCAAUAUUUCAAAGGAUCGAAUUGUGGGAGUUUAUCAAAAAGUCGAUAGCUUUUGGUUAAAAAUCACCGAUAAUUAUAACCAAUAUCGUGGGCAGUCACGAGAAAAGCUUCAAGGCCAAUUAAAAUCUCGAUGGCAUCGAAUAAAUGGUCUUGUUCAAAAAUUUGUUGGGUGUUACAAACAAGCUGUUUGUGAAAAAAAAAGUGGGGCAUCCGAGAAAGAUAUCUUAGUCAAUGCACAUGCUUAUUUUGAACAAGAUGAAGGUGCACCAUUCAAUCUUGAGUAUGCAUGGCGGCUUUUAAAAGAUGAACCUAAAUGGAUGGGAGCAUCCAUCGAAAAUUCUUCAAAGAGAACAAAGAAUUCUGUUAGCGGUGCAUACACGACAUCACCAAACUUAGAGACACCUUCAAGUUAUGAGUUUAACUCAUCAUCUCCAAUGGAGCGUCCAAUGGGACAAAAGGCGGCAAAACGAAAAGGUAACAACAACUCAACGACGGAAAAAUUUAACGGUCCUCAUCCGAAUCUUGCAACAAGAUUACAAAAAAGACAAACUCUUCGUGAAAAACAAGUUCAUUGCCAACUUCAAGGAGAUCUAGUCGAGCAUAUUUGGGAACGUUUUGGACAUGAGGACGAUGAAAAUUAA